Molecule: messenger RNA, 1415 nt
Organism: Amphimedon queenslandica
Lineage: Eukaryota; Metazoa; Porifera; Demospongiae; Haplosclerida; Niphatidae
Product: intracellular protein transport protein USO1-like
Exons: 11
Coding region: 139-1353 (404 amino acids)
Source: RefSeq, a predicted model, not a curated record
AGUAGUGAAGAAUGGAGACGAAAAUAUGAACAAGCUGCUUAUCCUAGACAUAAUCCAGUAGAAGAUGACCUCAGAAGAAGAAUUGAUACACUGAAUCAGCAAGUAGAAGAUUUAAGAAGAGAGAGAGGUGCCCUUCAGAUGAAAGUGAGACAGGUUGAAGAGGAGAUGGAUACUAAGGGAUUAAGAUAUGAUGAUUUACAUGAGGCAUAUCAAAGUGAGAGAAGAGAUAAAGAGAAUUUGAAGAAAAGACUUGAUGACAUUGGUCAAGUGUCACAAGUGCAAGUUUUAAACAAUCAUAAUGCAAGACUUCAGAAAGAGGUAAUGGAGUUGAGAGAGUCUAAAGGAAAGAUGAAGUCAGAUUUAGAGGAUUCACAGUAUAAACUUGAAAUUGAAGAGAAAAGAACCAAAGACUAUGGUGCCAAGGUUGAAGAAAUGGCUCACGAAAUAAGGAGUAUGGAACAUCAAAAGAAAAGAACUGAAAUAAAACUUGAAGCUGUGAUGAAUGAAAAGCAAGAGAUUGAAACAAAGUUACACAAUAAAAGAGAAAAUGAAGAAAAGCACCAGCCAGGCCAACAACAAAUUCUUCAUGAUGACCUAGAGAAAGAAAACCAGAGGCUAAAGAAUGUAUUACGAAAGUAUGAAGACCGGCUCAAAUCACCAGGAACAGCUAAAGAUCUUGAAUUACUGACUGCCAAAGUUGAAGAUUUAGAAGAAGAAAAGAAAGCACUGAGGAAUGAUUGUGACAAAUACUGCAAAGAUAAUGAACAGCUACGAAAGCGGAUUGAAUCGUUUUAUACAGGCCAGAUGUCACAGGGACUGUCUUCUGUAGAUGCAAUGCUUCAAGAGAACAUGAAGAGAAUGGAAAGGGACAAAGAGUAUUUGCGAAGACAAUUGGACAAUGCAGAAAGAGAAGCUGAUGAUUUGAGAAAGAAAGCAGAGCAGAAAAAGAGAGAUGAUAGCAAAAUACAAGAAAUGAUCAGGAAGGAGAAAAACUUCAAAACGGAGAGGGAACGAUUGGAACAUGAAAUUGAUGAUCUGAAAUUCACAAAUAAAAAGCUAGAGGAACAAUUAAAACAAGAAAAAUCAAAGAUCAUUGAGACUGAACGUGACUUUGAUAAAAUGAAUCCAAAGCGUAAAAAAGGUGUCUCAUUUUCUAUCUCCAAUGAUGAGCCACAGUCCAUUUUAAAGAAAGGGAGCUAUACUGAUGAAAGGGAAUGGAUUGAUGAUGAGUCAAUUCCUGCAUCCACUCCUACGUAUGAGGAUUUAAUGAAAAUGAAGGAAGACAUGGCAAAAAUUCAGUCUGGUUUAAUGAGUUUAGAAAAAGACAAUCGUAGGAGAGAAAAAGAAAAUUAGAGAAUAGAAGAAUAUUAAAUUUAUCAAUGCUUUAGAUAAUACUGUUGUUGUUUUAAUAAUAA